AUGGAGGACGGACCUAAGCCACGCAAUCCACCACCAAAGGUCAAAAGAGCUAACGCACCAUCGGCUCCCGCCGACUCUUCCGAUGAUACGUACGUAGACCAGGAUUACGAAUCUCCAAUUCGUCGAGGUCGCUACCAUGCUAAUCGACAAAGUGGGUCACCUCCUAUGACACCAACGUACUCGGCUACGCGUCAAGUGAAAGUGCCUAUUGUCGAUGCUGAACCAGAGACUACGAUUGGUGCAGCCGUGAAGAUGAAAGGUGAAUUGAGUUUUGAACGUCUAUUACGAAUCGAAGGUGAGUUUGAAGGCAAAUUGAAUUCUAAGGGAUCGCUUGUCAUCGGAUCACGUGGUGCCCUUUUUGGAAAUGUUGAUAACAUGAAGGAGGUGUUCAUUGCUGGUGGCCGAAUCAUCGGUAACAUCAAUGUCGAGAAGAUUUCGGUGCGAGACAAGGGUCAAAUUUUCGGCAAUAUUACCGCCAAGACUAUUAAGAUUGAGCCAGAGUGCAUCGUUGUGGGACAGUUAAAUGUAAACCCACAAGCACCGGAGAAGAUCAAUGAUAAAGGCGAGAUUGUGAAGGUCGACGUAUCACAUGGUACGUCUCAAAGCUCAUAA
Plasmopara halstedii is the source of this 612-nucleotide messenger RNA. Its product is annotated as polymer-forming cytoskeletal. NCBI's taxonomy places the organism in Eukaryota, Oomycota, Peronosporomycetes, Peronosporales, Peronosporaceae. The transcript has a single exon. The record is from RefSeq and is a predicted model, not a curated record. The coding region runs from base 1 to 612 and encodes 203 amino acids.